Molecule: messenger RNA, 5651 nt
Organism: Daphnia pulex (common water flea)
Lineage: Eukaryota; Metazoa; Arthropoda; Branchiopoda; Diplostraca; Daphniidae
Exons: 15
Coding region: 443-3550 (1035 amino acids)
Biological process (GO): Ras protein signal transduction; positive regulation of GTPase activity
Cellular component (GO): plasma membrane
Molecular function (GO): guanyl-nucleotide exchange factor activity
Source: RefSeq, a predicted model, not a curated record
CUAAAGCUGGGCCAGAAAACGACGACAGGACGCCCUUUUUUUACUUGCAAGUCGCCGUCGUUGGUUGGCAGUAGUCCCACUACUACGAUAUUUCUGUUUUAUCUACAAUGCGGCGCUAGUUUUUUUUGAAGCCACCCGCCAUCAUAGCGAUUUCUAUGUUUUCUCUCUUUGUCUUGUUGGUGUGUUUGUGUGACCCAUCAACUUCUUCUUCGUCUCACAGCCGUGCUGCUGCUGCUGCUAAUGUUUUUACCAUAUGUGUCGGUCUGUGCACGUUGUCUCCAUCAUCUGCCUCGGAUAAUUGACAGUCUUGCGUCCGAAACAGAGUUGGAUCAGCAAGAACGUAACGUCUAGCCAACGAGAUUUGAGAAGGAGACAACCAAAAGGAGGAUCAACAACAUUUUGACAACUUUUGCCAUUACUAUAUUGGAUACUGCCGCCUAUUAUGGUUGUUGGGAUUGGCGUCCCACCGAUUGGAAUGUCCCCGCAUCUUCCUGAUCACGCCAUGGAAAAUCAGAGUAGCUGCCCUUCCGGCCAUAUUACAGAAUGUAGCACCCGUAAGAUGUCGUCCGAAGGAGUCGCCGUCUCAUCGACGUCGUCCAUUGGCAGCAGCAGCAUCGGUGUUGGAGGAGGCAGUGGCAUACUCCUGGACGCUGAAGACCGUUCCAGCACCUCGCCGAGUUUACCAUCCCUGUUCGGACUGCCUUUGAGGAUCCGAUCGGCUUCGCUACCGGCACUGAUUGAACUUUGCAUCAUGUGUUUCGAUGACGAAGGCAGUGUGCUGGAAUCGGCCGUCAACUACCCCAACAUCUUCUUCCUAAUGCACAAAUGGUUCACGACGUCCGAGUCGCUGGCCAACGACUUGUGGCAAUUGUUCGAAUCGGGUAAACCGUCCUAUCAUGGCGACUAUCUUAGUCUUCUCGCCACCAUCCAGCAGAGUGCCAGAACAGACGCCAACGGGAGCCAGGAGAUUGGUCCUUCUUCACGUCCGCCAAGCGUUAUCCUGUCGCGAAAACAGGAUGAUUACAACGGAAACCUAGGCCUGAGAAGUCCAUCUCUGAUGCGAACAUCCAACGGCCGCUCCAAUUCGGUCCUGAUCCCGAGGCCGGCGUGCAUCGGUGCCGAAGACGACAACUACUUUAGCUACCACUACAGUAAACUCAGUGCCAUGGCCUGUGAAGGUGUCGACAUGUCCAAUCCGUCGAUGGAGAAAUCGAGUUCCACCGAUAAAAAUCAAGUGGACCCACGGCCCAGUGAAACCUGUCCAGCGGGUAGCCAAUGCAAGCACGAUCGGCUAGCCUCGUGCCAAAUCUACAAAUUCCGGCGCUCCGUCUGCUACGCCGUCCGCUUCUGGAUCCGACAGUUCCCCGUUCACUUUGACCUGGACGCCAAACUGUCGUCUCUCAUCAAAGAUUGGCAACGUUGGCUGACCGCCGAUGAUCGAUCCAACUACGCCGAACUGGCCCCGCUCGUUGAUCUCGGCUGUCUGCCAUCCUACGACUGGAUCCGAAACAUUUCCGUUCGCGAUCCUAGCGUCAAACAUUGCCGCAAAGUCUCUUUGGUCUUCAAUCACCUGGAGCCGUCCGAGCUGGCCAAACAUUUGACCUACCUGGAGCAUCGCAUCAUGAGACGAAUUAGUUUUCAAGAUUACAAACAGUACGCGGUGACCGGAUCACUAAACGACAAUCCCCGUCUGGAACGGUCGGUCAACUUGUUCAACGGUCUCACUCAGUGGGUUCAAUGUAUGGUCCUCAGCCGGAGCACACCUCAGCAACGAGCCGAAGUCAUCGUUAAACUAAUUGACGUUACCAAAAAAUUGAAGGAACUCAGAAACUUUAACUCGCUGAUGGCCGUCGUUGGCGGACUGAGUCACAGCUCCUUGGCUCGUUUAACUCGGACGUCCUCACGCGUUCCGGCUGAUUCGCAACGGACGCUGGCCGAACUUACUGAAUUUCUUUCUUCUUCUUCCAACUUCUCUAAUUACCGACGAGCUCUCCAAGAGUGCAAAGGCUUCAAGAUACCCAUUUUAGGCGUUCACAUGAAAGAUUUGAUUUCACUUCACGUGGCUCUCUCGGAUUCACUAGAGGGUGGCCUCAUUAAUUUCCGUAAGAUGGCCCAACUGUCACUCAUAUUCCAAGAGCUCCAAGAGUUGCAGAACGCCACACCACCACCUGGAGCCAACAUUGAUCUCGUCAACACCUUAAGGGUUUCUCUGGAAUUGGCUUACACAGAAGACGAAAUUUACGAAUUGUCACUAGCUCGAGAACCUAGAGAUUCAUUAUCCCCGCAAUCUUCACCUACCAGGCCAUUAUUACUGGGCGAAUGGCCAACGGCAGGACAAACUAAUCAAAUGCAAACUUCUUUAACUCCCAGUACAGCCGGCAGCUUAGUUCCACACGAAACGUCGCGGUCGUCGUCGCUUUCUUCACCUCAGACCAUUUCACUGCCACUGCCAACGGAAUCUCAGUCGCUGCGGCUGAACUCGGCCGGCAGCGAUCACGAACAAGAAGGAUCGAGUGGCGGAUUCGGGACGGCGGAGCGUAAAAAGACCUUAGAGGAGAGAAUGAACGAAAUGGUCGACGCUGUUUUCGGUCAACCCAAACAUGAGCUGCUCAAACUCAUUCAACGUUCGCCUCCAUCAAGUGGUGCAGUCCCGUCAUGCGUGACGAGCGACGAAUUGACACUGCAGCAGCAACCGCAACAGCCAUCCAGUGCAGUUAUCGAAAUUGACAGCCAAUCCAGACACGAUUUCCAAGAGACGAAUUCCUUCCGACCAUGUACUUGUGCCCACUGUAACGGACUGUUAUGGGGACCACUUCGACAAGGAUACAAAUGCCGAGAGUGUGGCCUCACCGCCCACAAGAUGUGCAAAGAUGUUAUGACAGUUACGUGCCGCCCUAAAAGCCUGAUUACAAGUCCCUUUACAGAAGCAUUUCAGAGUGGUUCAGGUAGAACGCGUUUCCGGCGCCGGAAGAAGUUGAAUAGUCAUUCGGAUGUGGACAGCUUGGAGAGCGGAUUGUUGGCCAUGGAUUGCUCUUGUGAUCUGAGUUGCCAGUCGCCUUGCAGUCGCCGUUCCAGCAUGAGCAUGUUGCACCACCAACAAGGAUCUUGUGAUUCCACCGAUUUCCAUCACCAAGAUCGUUUGUCGGACAAGUCUGACAAAUCAGCGUUGCUCGGUGGUGGUCCGUUGGUGUCUGUUGGAUCGGGUGGCGGAAGCGAGACGAGUACUCCGGUGACUUCGCGUAGUCAAUUUUUCCGCAGCCCAAAGCGGCGCAGUUUGAUCGCGACCAGCAAUUCGGCGGCGGGGCCUGUCGCCGCCAGCAGUCCCAUGCCCAUUCGUCAGCGCAAGUCUUCGCUUUCUUUCACCAGUCCUUGUCGUAGUUUUCCAGGCACCGAUCCGUCCAUUGAAGGGCAGUCAUCGUUGGCGUUGCGAUCCUCGUUAUCCGCGUCCCCAAGGCGGAAGAUAAGUGACACGCUACAUUUUCUUGGGUCUCCUUCUUCGUCGUCGCACAAGUCGUCGUCACCCUGCCAAUGUCACGGGCAUCAUUCAUGAUCGACGUCAAGAAACCAUAAAAGGAAAACAACAAACAACAAACAAAAGGAAUUCAGAGCGAAAGAAAAAGACAAGAGGACUUGACUUGGAGCAGAGCGAUGAGUUCAAGUGCGUCGCCGGCAGUGAGCGCACGUGUUGCGUUGGCACGGGAAUCGAUAGGAAUGACGUGACGUAAUUGGUGUGUGUCCUCCCACGCUAUACUACGUGAGCGCGUGUCUAGCUCGGUGGGCGACUUCUUUUUCUCCAUAUCCACCACAUCUGCCACGUCCUUGGACUCUGUCCGACUGAAUGAUCGACAAUGUGGCUCUCGAGUUGUUAGAGUAUCCAUAUUUUACCUGAAUGACCGUAGCAGUACGUAUAUCCCCCCCCCCCAUGUUCACACCGUGAAAGCCUAAAGAUGCAACACAUUCAAAACAACAAAACCGAAACCACACGAUUUGAAAGAUAGAAAAGAAAUGCGGUUUUGAUUGAACACUCACUAUACUCUAUGAAAUCACAAAACGACUGCUGCAGCUCUGGUUGAUAUUUCAUUUGUGUUGCAUCACUUUAGAUUCGAAUUCGAAACGAAUUCGACCAAUUAUUUAUGCUAUUUCUACGAAGAAGCACAAGAGUGACAUGAGAUCUGGUGGAAUUCGUAGUUAGAAGUUCCUUCCGCGCACGCGCACAAACCAAAAAACAACCAAAAACCAAAACCAUCAUUCAUUAUGUACAUGUCCUAUAUUGAAAAAAACAAAAACAUAACCAGUCAUCGGCGCUAUAUAUAAGUGAUCUGUGUCCUUUUACAUAUUGCAAAAUGCUUCGCUGUUGUGUAUAUAUAUAUUUUCACGUCAAAUGCCGUACGUAUGAUGUGUGUAUGCGCGAAAGAAUCCUUGUUUUUUCCUACCCCCAUCAGAGACAAUCUCGUAUUACCUUCGUGACACGAUCGUCACACUUAUGAUUGAGGUCUAUUAGGAGCAGUUAGAUUGUUACGUCAUUUGGCCCCUUGAUCAUGCUUUUUCUGUUUUAGUUCAGUCGUCAGUAUAGUUAAAUAUCACACGAGAAAGAGAAAAUAGAAAUCAUGGGUUCAUUCAUAUCGUGGAAAGAGAAUUGUCAAAUGAAAUAGGAUACCAAGAAAUCACACCCACACGGGCGACACUUUUGAGUUUGAGCUAUAGAUGGCAUAUAUCGAUCGUCGUACCCUUUAUCACUUUGCAUUGAGAGUUGCAUCAUUAAAACUAUAUAUCAUCUGCCGCCGCUUCUUAAUAGAAAUUUGAUUUCCGUACGAUAGGUGCCUUUCAGUCAUUUAGACCCGGAUGGAAAAACAAACAAACAAAUCCUCUCCAUGAAACUGAAGCAGCAGGAUCCCGAACCAAAUCAAGCAAAGAAUCCUCCUCCACGUUUAAAUGAAGAAGAAGAAAAAAAAAACAUAAAAGAAAAGUGUUACAAAUCAAAUACUGUAUACGUUUAGAGUGCUCUGGGUGGGGUAUAAUCAGCGCAGUGAUCGAGUUGAAACCAUAUCUGUCUGUACGGUUAUCAUGACCCCGUUCACUUUGAAACACUCAAACGCCUCUCCUGUUGUAGGUCAGUUGUUCAUGGCCGUAUCAUCGUUCAAUGCGGACUCUCUCUCUCUCUCUCUCUCGUGCAAUUGUAUCCCGCGUCGUAAAUAUCGUGAAUCGUAUGGCUACACACAUCAUUGUCAUUGUGUAUGCAUUCCGCGUUAUAAAUCCCCUAUAUAUGAUCCCCCCCCCCCAAAAGAACAAAACAACAACAAAUCAAUACUACCUUUCACCUUUUCUACGGGUAUAUUACAUUACAUAUAGUAUAAUAUAUAUAUAUAUAUAUAUGCAUACCUCCAUAUAAUAUCAGAGUAUUUGUUUUGUUUUUCAAAAGCUAAAAUGGAUGACCAGGAAAUGCUUUUUUCGUUUGUUUGUUUUGUCUGAUUCUAUAUUAACCAAUCAAUCCAAAAUGAUUCCGUGCUGUGUUUGACACCCAUCGCCCGAUUUGAUGUCCGAGAUCAAUUUUGAUUUUCUUUCUUUGUCAUUCUGUAUCUCACCUGCCUGUUUCUUUACCGAACGAAAAAUAUACGCCGCCACUGUGUACAAAAAAAAAUAAAUUCAAUUGA